This is a messenger RNA of Stylonychia lemnae, 675 nucleotides long. Lineage: Eukaryota; Ciliophora; Spirotrichea; Sporadotrichida; Oxytrichidae. The record is from the annotation of a GenBank genome assembly.
AUGGAAAAGAUAAAAUAAGACCAAACCAAAGAGCAAAUCGUCAUAAGAAAACUCAUUUCCGAAGCCGAAAUCGAUUAGGCAAUGAUGAUGAGAUUUAAUGAACUAAAAAAUCUACCAUACUAUAAGAAUUUGGAAUAGUUUUAUGAUGUGGAACUAGAGGCUGGUAGAAAUAUGUUUAACAAUGGUUAAGCUUGUGCUGCGUUCAAUGAAAAAGGUGAAAUUGUAGCUAUAGUAAUAGCUUUUGACCUUACUUUUGAACCCUACAAUAUUUCUAAAAGAUUAUUGAGAGGAACUGAAAAAUUGAGAUCUAUCAGAUAAGAUGCCAGAAAAAUCCUAAGUGCUCAGCCCGGUGAGUAUUGCUUUGUGGGAUAUAGUGUAGCAAGAAAAGAUUAUAGAAGAUAGUAAUUAAUCCAUAAGAUAUGUCUUAUUCUAUUUGAUGACCUUCUCCUAAACUUGAGAUUUAAACGUCUUGUCGUAAUUUCUGUGUCAAAAGAGGGCUUUUUGAGUUCAGUUAAACUUGGAUACAAAGUAUUAAAGUAUUAUGGAGCUUGGGAAGAAGAUGACAAAAAUGAAUACUACAAUGGCGGAGAAAUCAAAGAAGGUGUGACUUUUUAAGUUUUGAGUACUUUAGAUUCUGACAAGCAUUAGGAAUUGAAUCGAGCAGCCAAAUUAUGA